Chrysochloris asiatica (Cape golden mole) is the source of this 927-nucleotide messenger RNA. RefSeq names its product olfactory receptor 4P4-like. Gene Ontology annotation, molecular function: G protein-coupled receptor activity; olfactory receptor activity. The transcript has a single exon. Gene Ontology annotation, biological process: G protein-coupled receptor signaling pathway. Bases 1 to 927 code for a protein of 308 amino acids. Lineage: Eukaryota; Metazoa; Chordata; Mammalia; Afrosoricida; Chrysochloridae. The record is from RefSeq and is a predicted model, not a curated record. Gene Ontology annotation, cellular component: membrane.
AUGGGACAUGAAAACAUCACAGAAUUUAUCCUCUUGGGACUGUUCAGUGAUGAGGAUGCAAAGGCCGCCUGCUUUGUGCUUUUCUCACUUUGCUAUCUUGCCAUUCUCUCCGGAAACCUGCUCAUUCUGAUUACCAUCAAAGGCAGCCACCUGAGUGAGCAGCCCAUGUACUUUUUCCUAAGCUAUCUGUCUUUCAUGGAUGUGUGUUUCACCUCUACAGUGGCCCCCAAACUCAUCACAGACUUACUGGCCCAGCGAAAGACCAUCUCCUACAACAACUGCAUAGCCCAGAUGUUUUAUGCCCACUUCUUUGGUGCCACUGAGAUCUUCAUUUUGGUUGCCAUGGCCUAUGAUCGCUAUGCAGCCAUUUGCAGACCCCUUCACUACAUGGUCAUCAUGAGCAGAAAGGUGUGCUACAUUCUGGUGAUAGCCUCUAGUGCCGGAGCAUUUAUCCAUUCCAUCAUGCAAGUGUUGAUUAUUGUCAGACUUCCUUUCUGUGGUCCCAAUGAGAUAGACCACUAUUUCUGUGAUAUAUUCCCACUGCUGAAGCUGGCUUGCACUGAUACGAAGCUGUUAGUGAUAAUAAUCAUUACUACCACCGGUGUGUCAUCCAUUUUGACCUUUGUUUCCUUAAUUAUUUCUUACAUAAUCAUCCUGUCCAUUCUGAGGACCAUCUCCUCCAAGAGCCGACACAAAGCGCUCUCUACCUGUGGCUCUCACAUCACUGUGGUGUUCAUGUUCUUCUUGCCCCUCAUCUUCACCUAUGUCCCCACAACUGAUUCUGUCAGUGACAGCAAGGUGUUUGCCCUGUUUUACACUAUGAUUGCUCCCAUGUUUAACCCUUUCAUCUACACUCUGAGAAACAAAGAUAUGAACAACGCCAUGAGGAAAGUAUGGUGUCGAGACAAGCUAUCUGAAGGGAUGUGA